Molecule: messenger RNA, 7824 nt
Organism: Botrytis porri
Lineage: Eukaryota; Fungi; Ascomycota; Leotiomycetes; Helotiales; Sclerotiniaceae
Exons: 8
Coding region: 1-7824 (2607 amino acids)
Biological process (GO): secondary metabolite biosynthetic process; fatty acid biosynthetic process
Molecular function (GO): fatty acid synthase activity; oxidoreductase activity; 3-oxoacyl-[acyl-carrier-protein] synthase activity
Source: RefSeq, a predicted model, not a curated record
AUGAACUUCAAUUCUUCGGGAGCUGACAACUCGGAAACUAGGAGAGAUGGAAGCCAUAUACCUCUUGCGAUCGUGGGGUUUUCGUUUGAAUUCCCGCGAGAAGCUACGUCUGUUGCCAGUUUUUGGGAGAUGAUUUGCGAAGGUAGAACAGCAAGCUCGGAUUUCCCCUUUGAUCGCAUGAAUAUACAAGGAUAUUAUCAUCCGGACGAUAAUCGAACAAGUACGAUACCGCUCCGAGGAGGAAAUUUUCUGGAAGAAGAUUUAGGAGUGUUCGAUGCACCCUUUUUCUCCAUAACGCCAGCGGAAGCAGCAUGUAUGGAUCCACAGCAUCGUAAGAUGCUCGAGACAGCUUAUCAUGCUCUUGAGGAUGCCGGUAUUACACUGCACAAAUGCUCAGGCUCAGACACAUCGGUAUACACGGGGUGCUUCACGAAUGACUAUCUGAGUAUCCUUGAAAAGGAUUUUGAGGCGGAGCAGAAACACGCUGCUAUGGGUGUUACGCCAUCGAUGUUGGCCAACCGACUAAGUUGGUUCUUCAAUUUCAAGGGAACAUCCAUGAACUUGGACUCGGCAUGUUCAAGUAGUCUGAUCGCAUUACAUCUUGCAUGUCAGGAUCUCCGCGCUGGGACAUCAUCCAUGGCUCUGGUAGGGGGCGCCAACCUUGUUUACCACCCCGAUUUCAUGAAAAUGAUGUCAAAUGGCAAUUUUCUCUCUCCAGAUAGUCAGUCCUGGAGUUUUGACGACCGUGCAAACGGAUACUCACGUGGAGAGGGUAUUGCUGUGAUUGUCGUCAAAAGACUUUCCGAUGCCCUACGCGAUGGAGACACUAUCAGAACUAUCAUAAGACAAUCAGCUACAAACCAAGAUGGUAGAACGCCGGGAAUAACUCUCCCAAGUCAGCAAAGCCAAAUCGAGCUUAUUGAACGAACUUAUAAGGAUGCGAACCUUGAUAUGGAGCCUACGAGGUUCUUCGAGGCUCAUGGUACCGGGACCAAAGCUGGAGACCCUGUUGAAGCAAAUGCUAUCGGCAAAGCAUUCCGACACUGUCGUAGCAAGGAAGAUCCACUUUAUAUUGGAGCCGUUAAAGCUAAUAUAGGUCAUUUAGAGGGUUGUAGCGGACUUGCGGGAGUUAUAAAGGCAUUAUUGGUACUUGAAAGGGGAAUAAUUCCACCGAUAGCUGAGUUUCAAUCAGUGAACAAGCAGAUAGACACAGAGGCUCUGCAUAUCUGUUUCCCUAGGACACAAUUACAAUGGCCUACGUCCACUCUACGUCGAGCUUGUGUGAACUCGUUUGGUUUCGGAGGCACAAAUGCACUUGUUAUACUUGACGAUGUAUACCACUACCUGGAAGCGAACGGCCUGCAUGGUUUUCAUCAAACUCUGGAAUUAACACCCACAACACUGGGAUUGGUCCGAGGCGAGGUCAAUGGUCGCAACCACAUCAAGUACAGCCAAGAAUGGGUGACUUCAUGCAAUCAUUCGACAGCAUUACUAAAGAGCAACGGUAACAGAUCCGGUAAUGACACGGCUAAGGCUUUUCACUUAUCACCAAAACUAGUCGUAUGGUCGGCCUACGAAGAAACAUGCGCACAGCGGAUGUCCGAGCUUUACAGUAAUUUCAUUCGUGAGGGACAACCAUGUAUAGACGACCUGGCUCACAUACAAGCAGUUAGAAGGAAUCAUUUCCAAUGGAGGAGCUUUAUCGUCACAAGACAGUACGAUAGCACUAAGUUCGAAAUACUCGGGUCAAUAAAGCCAAUAAAGGCAAAUAAAGAGCAGCGCAUUGCAUUUAUCUUUACUGGACAGGGAGCUCAGUACCUUGGUAUGGGUAGAGAACUCACUUCUUUCCAGACUUUCAAAGACAGCCUCAGGGACUCGGAUAUGUGUUUAAAAGGUCUUGGUUGCGCAUGGUCUAUUCAGGAAAAGAUUGAAGAAUCUCACCAUGAUUUUCCUAUUGACAAUCCGGAAUAUAGCCAGCCGCUGACUACCUGUCUCCAAAUUGCCCUUGUAGACCUACUAAAGAGCUUUAGUAUCAUACCAUCUGGUGUCAUUGGCCACUCUUCUGGGGAAAUUGCUGCGGCUUAUGCUGCUGGCGCACUGUCCCGGUCAUCUGCUGUUAGAGUAUCGUAUUAUAGAGGAAUAGUAUCUUCUAAGCUUGCGGCCUUGAGGAAAGACAUGGGAAUGAUGGCUGUGGGUCUUUCAGAAAGCGCGGUACUUGCUUAUCUGGACAGAUUGAGAGAAGUAGAGGGUUCCGUUCAUGUCAAUAUUGCCUGUGUCAACAGUCCCAAAAGUAUUACCUUGAGUGGAGAUAGUACACAACUAACAGCACUCGCUCAAUGGCUCACGAAUGAUUCACUAUUUGCUAGGAAACUGCGUGUUUCCGUGGCUUAUCACUCAGAAUAUAUGGAGACCAUCUCUAGCGAGUAUUACGCUGUGCUAGGACCCCUCGAGAAGGGGCGAAAAUCUAAAUUCAUUCCCAUGCUAUCCACAGUAACGCAAGACAUAGUGACCAUUGAACAUCUUCUUGACCCCAUUUAUUGGGUACAGAAUAUGAAGUCCCCCGUCAACUUCGAAGGCGCAGUUUCAAAACUUUUGGGACAGAGCUCUCAGAAACCACGCAAGGUCUUAGGUGGAGAGAAUGUAGGCAAAAAUCUUUGCUUCACUCAAAUUGUCGAAAUUGGCCCACACAAUACGCUCCAGGGACCUAUUCGCGACAUUAUAUCGGAUAUCAAAACACAGAAAUCAAAGCCUACAUACGUGCCUUCUCUCGUUCGAGGUCAGGAUGCGUCCGUAGCCCUUUUAUGCGCUGUAGGAAUGCUGCAAAGCUCUGGGUAUCCGGUCAAUUUGGUCGCAGUUAACAACAGCGAAUUGACAGACAGAAAGUGUCGUAUGCCAUCGAAUAUGCCAAAAUACCCUUUCAACCACAAAAGUUCGUACUGGAAAGAAGGUCGACUAAGUAAGAACUUUCGAUUUCCUUCUUUUGCCCGAGACGACCUUCUGGGAACACGCAGCCUCGACUGGAACCCUAAGAUGGCCCAAUGGCGAAACGUUAUGCGACUCUCUGAAGUGCCAUGGCUAGAAGACCACCAAGUACAAGGAGAAAUUCUGUUCCCAGCCGCAGGUAUGGUGGUCAUGGCCAUAGAAGGGCUUAAGCAGUUAGUCGACCAAACGGCUUACGUUCAAGGAGUCCAGAUAAAAGAUAUACACUUUCUUCAUCCUAUUGCGUUUCCAAGAGAAAGUGAUAAGGUCGAAACUCAGCUGAAUAUAUUGACAGAGACAUCUUCUAUCAGUAACUCUGCUUCUUGGUCUUACUUUCGUCUUUUUGUGAUAGAGAGUGACAAAUACAUGGAAUGCUGCAGCGGCUAUAUUCGGCCUGUUUUUGAUGAAAAGAACCGGAGAUACGCUCUGUGUGGUUUGUUUUCUCUAGAUGAUGAACCACUCGCAGAGUGGCUGUCGAAUACUUUUGAUGCUUGUCGAGAACUAGCAGAUCCUUACUCGGUAGAAACUACCGUAAAAUAUGGGCCAUGCUUCCAAAGCUUGAGUAACGUGUAUCUUGGUCCUAAAGGAGAAGCGAUCGCGGAGAUAAACACCAGAUCGUGGACGUCAAAGAGUGCCAAUUCGUUCCAUCAAGCCUAUGCUAUACAUCCAUCUACAAUUGAUGGAUUAGCACAACUAAUGGCACCGACAAUUGCCAAGGGUUAUAUUGUUCAACAAACAAUGGUACCUGUCCAUGUCUCCAAUAUAUGGAUCGACUUUAUGGGCUUCCAAUCACUUGAGGGAGCGAAGAUUCACGGGGCUGCGAGAUGUAAACUACGAGGGUAUCGUGGAGCAACUGGAAAUAUUGUUGCGACCCCCAUAGGUUCUUCCGCUCCCCUCAUAAUUCUCGAGGGCCUUGAUACUAGCUUCAUCACGGCUGCUAGUCCCUCGAAUAUCAAGCACUCUCAACCGCGCAACCUUUGCACGCAAUUAGUCUGGAAACCAGAUAUCGACAUGAUGAGCAACCAACAGAUAACUCAUUGGUGUACUAUCAACAGACCAACAGGGGCAACAAAUGAAAUAUGCAAUUACGAGCGCUUAAAUACCGUCAUCCUUUUAUUCAUACUUGAAGCCCUUGAUGUUAUGGAUCAUUCAGCCUCGUCAGUAGUCCCACAUCUAGAAAUCUAUCUCGAAUGGAUGAAGUACCAACGCGAUUGUCUCAGCAAUGACGACCUACGAGCAGCUUUGGAACUGCUCCAAGAUCGUGAUAGACGCAAUCAGCUUACUGUCCAAGUCGGAAACUCUGGAGUUGAGGGAGUUUUCUUCAUACAAAUCGGACAGGUACUGUCAAAAGUACUUCGUGGGGAAGUAAAUCCUCUCAAUAUAAUAUUUAAUGACGGUCUAGCCGAUCGUUACUAUGAGGAAAUGCUUUCAAGUGAUUACUAUACUCAUCCGUCAUCAGCCUUUAUUGAACUACUUUGUUUUAAAAACCCUUCAAUGAAGAUCUUAGAAGUGGGUGCCGGAACUGGGGGUCAAACUUUGCCUAUUCUCAAGGCGAUGACUACAGAUAAAACAAAAAUGUGGUCUCGAUAUGAUUACACUGAUAUAUCACCAGCGUUCUUUGCCCAGGCAAGAACCAAGUUUCAUGAGUAUAUCGAUCAGAUGGAGUUUCGUGUUUGUGAUAUAUCCAAGGAUCCUGCUUCCCAAUCAUUCGAGACAGAAAGCUAUGAUCUUGUGAUUGCAUCACAUGUACUUCAUGCCACAAGUGAUCUCGACCAGACACUGCAUAAUAUUCGAAGACUUCUGAAGCCUUCAGGAACACUCCUAAUGUUUGAGACUACUCGACCGGAAGUCCUUCAUAUUGGAUUUGCAUUUGGUCUGCUGAAAGGAUGGUGGAGUCCACUUUCUCACGAAUCUCGAUCCCAAUACAGCCCAUGCUUGACAACAGAGCAAUGGGACAAUCGUUUGAAAAGAGCAGGCUUCCUCGGUACUGAAGUAGCCAUCCCAAACCAGGAAAAUCUACAAUGCCGCUACAGUAGCACCAUUAUCUCCAAAAAGGCCGAGCCUAACGUUCAACAACAACUAACUUCCGAGGACGAGGAUAUUGCGAUUGUGGUGGAUACCCAGGUACCAGGCCAGUUAGAUAUUGCGAGACUAUUGGAGGUUCAACAUGCUAGAUGUAAAAUCUACACAUUAGCUGAAUGUGCUGUAGCUGAUAUACCUGCCUCUGCUCUAAACUUGUUUCUAGUCGAGCUAGAUGCCAUUUUCCUCGAUGGUAUCAGCAAAACAGACUAUCGGUAUCUACAAGGAAUUUUGAAUAACACAUCGAAGACAUUAUGGGUCACUAGAAGCCCGUCUGAUUGUUUUGAGCCAAGACAUCACUUGGUUGAUGGGUUAGGUCGGACAUUGGCCUCCGAGAGCUUUAAGCGUAAAUUUGUUACACUUUCCUUGGACAGCAAAUUUGAUUACGAGGUACAACGUAUCGCGAGUCUCAUUUCUGAUCUUAUCGUCAAAAUCACUAAUUUUGCAGUUGCGGACUUAGAAAACAAUUAUAUGAGUAAGGAUGGAACAUUGCAGAUUGGUCGUGUUCGUGAAUAUAGAUCUAUGAAUGAUAAAAUUGCACGCCACACUCUACCACGCCAGAUGAAGCAACUCAAUAUUGAGACCGGCAUACGAAUCUCACUGGACUUGGAGAAUCCAGGUCAAUUAGAGACACUACAGUGGAUUUCUAAUGACAACGAAUCAGCUUCAAAGCCGCUAGACCAGGACGAAGUUUUGGUUGAGGUAAGGGCUCUAGGGUUAACCCUACGAGAUUAUCUACUUGUCAGUGGCCAGCUCAACAAUUCAGGGGGGUUUGUAACAGAAUGUGCCGGAAUAGUUCUAAAAGUAGGUGACAAAUCUGGUCUUUAUCCUGGAGAUCGUGUGUGUGUCAUUGGCCAAUCGUUAGGUUGCUCUGUGCUGCGCUUAAAAACAGGAGCUGUUGCAAAAAUACCACAACAAAUAAGCUUUGCAGAAGGUGCUGCGUUACCUACUUCACUUUGGCUAGCUUAUCAUGGCUUAGUUGAAAUAUCAAGAGUACAGAAAGGAGAAUCGGUACUGAUCAUUCAAGCUUCGAGCAGUUUGGGGCAGAUGGCACUUCAAAUAGCUAAAAGCCUAGGUGCAGAACCGCUCGCUAUGGACAGUUCGGCUUCAAAGAAGAUUCUCCUUGAAAGUUUUGAUCUCCUAGAGACGAACUUUCUCUGCGAUGAUGACUCGAGCAUCUCUCUCAAAGACAGCAUAUAUCGAGCUACCCAUGGAAAGGGCGUCGAUGUCAUUAUAGGACCAAUCGUGGAGAAUUUGGACGUGAAUUAUUCUGACCUCAUUGCACCAUUCGGCAGACUCAUAGAUGUGGGGAUCAAGGGUGAGCAGCGAUCACUUAUAAAGCCAUACAGAUAUACGAUUACCAAUUCAUUACAGGCAUCAAUAGACAUGGUUGACCUUCUCAAUAAGAACCCAAAUUUAGCCUAUAAUUCAUAUAGAAAAGCGACAAAGUUCUGUUUCGAGCAACAUCUGAAGCCACCGCAGUCACUUCAAAUAUUUCAGGCUCAUGAAAUUGCAGCUGCUUUUCGACACUUCGAAAACCGAAGUAUGGCGGAAAAAAGAGUUGUCCAACUACUUCCCGGUUCUGUUAUACAAGUGAAUGUUGAGACAAAACCAGAAUAUCAAUUUCCAGCAAACGCAACAUAUGUCAUAGCAGGAGGACUAGGAGGGCUCGGUAGAAGCUCUGCGAGAUGGAUGGUUAACCGAGGUGCUCGCAAUAUGAUCCUCCUUUCACGCUCAGGUGUCAAUGGCAAGAAGGCGGCACAAACUCUCGUGAGCGAACUCGAGGGCCAAGGAGCUUGCGUAGCUACCCCGAUCGUUGAUGUUGGCGAUUUAAGUAGUCUACAGAAAGUGCUGAGCCAGGUCUCAAAAGAAAUGCCUCCAAUUCGAGGCUGCAUCCAAGCAACUGUGGCAUUAAGGGAUAAUUUAUUCGAAAAGAUGUCGUAUGAAGACUGGAAUAUCAGUACACGCUCGAAAGUGACAGCGUCGUGGAAUCUCCACAAAGUGCUACCUUUAGACCUCGAUUUUUUGGUGCUAUUCUCUUCCAUCAACGGCAUUUUUGGUGGUCGCGCACAGGCAAAUUAUGCUGCGGGUAACACUUUCAAAGAUGCGCUCGCUCAUUAUAGAGUAGCGCUGGGGCAGAAAGCAGUGUCAAUCGACCUAGGAAUGAUGGUGGAUGAGGGUGUAGUCGCAGAGAAUGAGUCUGUGCUUAAUUUCAUGCGUCGUAUCGGUCAUUUGAUGGACAUUCAGGAGGAGGAGCUUCUCGGAUUGUUAGACUACUACUGUGAUCCCAAACUGCCUGUUUUAUCUGCCGAUCAGGCUCAGAUUUUAGUCGGUAUUGAAAUGCCCUCGGCAGUUCUGGCGAAAGGUAUUGAUCUCCAUCACUCUAUAUUUCGACCAAUGUUCCGCCAAUUAUUCCGAGUUGUUCCAGAAGGUUCGAAUGAAAAAGGGCAAUUGCAGAAUGGCGCCAUGGUAAUCCUUGAUCGCGAAGGUCUCUUGAGAAAGGCAGCAUCCUUCCAAGAUGCAAUCACUUUGGUUGCCGAGUGGUUCUCAGGAAAGAUUGGUCAAAUCCUAGGACUGGCUGUCUCAGAUAUUGAUACGAGUAAACCAAUCCACACCUAUGGCAUUGACUCGCUAAUUGCGAUUGACUUAAAAAACUGGCUGGCAAAGGAGAUAGGUGCAGAUAUUGCAGUAUUUAUUUUGCUGGGCAAUACAUCAAUCGAGGGUCUAAGUAGAAUGGCAGUUGAGAAAAGCCGGUAUCGCGCAUGA